AUGAUUACUGUACAAUGCGAACGCUUGGCACCUGGCUUUAAAUCCGAAGAUAUACCAGCUGGUCGUAGCGGACACCGAAUUGUAUGCAUUGAUGAUGAGAUAUACGUUAUUGGGGGAUAUGUUCAACUGCCUACUAGGUUGGAAGUUUUCGGGGAGAUUUGGGCCUACAAUAUUCUUGCUCAGCGUUGGCGUCGUCUGAAUCUUAAAAACUCACCUUUUCAUCUAGCCCUUUCUGCAUGUGCUCUAGCUAUUGAUAAGCGUAUUUUCAUACAUGGGGGCACUGGUAUCCCUUUUGCGCAGGAUAUUAACAAUACUAUCAUUGAAAUUGAUGUCGUGAGUGGAGAAUGCAAAGACCAUCCUUGUCUCCCAAAGGACGGUAAAGAAAUUAAUGUUCCAGAGGCCACUUAUGGACAUUCCUUGACCUACAUACGUCUUUCGGAUCAUGAAUCUCAAAUUGAUGGAGGAAUGUUAAUUAAAGUUGGAGGUGCCCGUGGAGCACCUUAUUCAAACAUUAUCAGUGCCUUUUAUUUCGCAACGCACUCUUGGGAAAGGCUUUUUGGUGGUUCCAAUGGCGAAUCUUUUGAAACUUUUGCUCCUAGCUUAAUUAGUGGUCUCUUUCGUCCAGCUAAACGCAUCCAUCCUUCAUAUCUCAUUACUAAACCCAUCCUCUUAGCUAACUUGUUUUCAGUCAUCUAUACAACCGGAGGCGUUGCAGGACCUCAUGACAUCCUAAAUGCAAAUAUUUACGCUUUCGAUUUGGAGAAGUUGACUUUCCAAAUUGUUGGAAGUCAAGAGCUUCCUACCUUCUUCCAUGAUUUGGCGGCUGUUCCCUGGCGUAAUGAAUUCUACUCAUUCGGUGGUGUUCGUGAUGAAACGCGAGUUAAUCAUCUCCAUCGUUUCCAGGUAGGAGGCGUUACACCCCCCUCCUUAAAGGAACUUUGUUGGCUUCGUUUGACAGAUCUCCUUCGUUCCUUCUACCCCCCUGAGUUGAAUUCUAGUAAUCUUUGGAAUUUCAUUCGUACUGCUGCUGCACCUCUUCUUGGUCUCUCGAAUGCCUCCCCCUCUUCAUCUUAUGAGCGAUCUGAAAUAGGUGACGCAACAUCUAACAUGGCUGUGACUUCUGUUCAGGGUGUUUUGGCUUUCACCAAAUCGAUUCUUUCGUACUUGCUUGGAAAGAGUAAAUAUGUGGAGAAAACAGCUAAACUCUCGCCAAUGCAGGUGGCGUCAUCUCAAGCAGAUGUCGCCUUCGAUUGCAUGAUGUCUGCGACCAAAGCCAUCAUCAACUCUAUUGAGGUUGAGCGAAAAGUAGAUACUGUGGAAUGCGUCACGAUUUUCCUAGUGGUACUUUUUUACUGUAACGGCGCGCCGCUGAAGUGCCUUGAGCGUUUGCCCUACGGAGUGGCCUCCUUAAAGGUUGUAAGUCGGUACAUGGAGAAGGUUUUCACCGAUGCUUCCUCUGAAGAUGAAGAUUCGGAUGAAAUCUCAGCACGGCCUCACAAAAGGAUGCUUUUCGCUCCUGCCUAA
Rodentolepis nana is the source of this 1524-nucleotide messenger RNA. The record is from the annotation of a GenBank genome assembly. Lineage: Eukaryota; Metazoa; Platyhelminthes; Cestoda; Cyclophyllidea; Hymenolepididae.